Molecule: messenger RNA, 702 nt
Organism: Penicillium expansum
Lineage: Eukaryota; Fungi; Ascomycota; Eurotiomycetes; Eurotiales; Aspergillaceae
Product: GNAT family N-acetyltransferase
Exons: 1
Coding region: 1-702 (233 amino acids)
Molecular function (GO): acyltransferase activity, transferring groups other than amino-acyl groups
Source: RefSeq, a predicted model, not a curated record
AUGGCAUCAACUCAAGCCCCCGGGGACCUUUCCAAGUCUAGUCGGCUCGUCUACCGAGCCCCAGAGAACGCUGAAGCGGACCUGGUCUUUUUCCACGAUCUUAUGAACGACCCUACAAUCCAAACAAUGAGUACUGGACGUCUCCCACGCCCGUGUCCCAAAACUUCUGCCGGAGAAUUCAUCAAAAUGCUCCAAGACGCCAUUCUAGGAGUGGUCAUAUGUCUCCCUCCUCAAAAUUCCACCGAAGCAGGAAAUACUCCCCCAUCUGAGAUUCCAACCUUGUUUGGGCCUGCUCAAGAUUACAAGUUAGUUCGAAUUGGCCACAUGAGUCUUUUCAACGUCAAUGGCCCCAAUGAGGCCCAUCAUCGCAGUGCGACGAUAGGAAUCUCACUUGCGGACGGGUUUCGGGGGAAAGGAUACGGUGGAGAAGCUAUCAAUUGGAUGCUGGACUGGGCGUUUCAGCAUCUUGGACUGCACAGAGUCUCCAUAAGCGCAUUUUCGUUCAACCACAAUGCUUUGAAGCUUUACAGAAAGCUUGGAUUUGUGGAUGAAGGCCGUGAACGUGAAGCUGCAUACUAUCGCCGCGCUUGGCAUGAUGUUGUCAUUUUGUCCAUGUUGGAGCAUGAGUGGGAGGUUUUGAGAGGAAUAGUGCCAGAUCAAUCAGAACGCAUUCCUCAGUCUUCCACUGAACCAUCCAAUUAA